GUCAUCCAACAUGGCGGCCUCCAUACUGAGCAGGAGGACAGCGGUCUUAUUCGACAUUACUAAAUUAAACUCCCAAAUAAACUUUUUGCCGGCUGUCGUCCAACAGAUCGCGAAUUAUAACCCCAGACCGCUGUGGCUGAAUAUCAAGAAUCCUUACAUACCUGAUAAAAGCAACGAGAAGACGCCCGACUGGCAGAAGACGGACAAGUAUGAUCGCAAACGGUUCGGCCGGUACGGACAGGCGUCCGGAGUAGACCCGGCCCAACUCUGGCCGUCUCAUGCCCAACUGGAGGAGAUGAUCGGCGAAGAGAGAGAGUGGCACCCCCCGCUGCAGGUGAUGCUGGGAAACAUCGCAGCCAAAGAGAAGGAGAGGACUGCGAAACGGAUGGAAAGAGAGAAGAUAAUCGCCGCCAACAUGGCCAAGAUGCCCAAGAUGAUCGCUGACUGGAAAAAGCAGAAGCAAGAAACCAAACAGAAGCAGAAAGAGGAGAAGGUUAAAAGGGAAAGACUGCUGGCCGAAGCGACCGAGCGUUUCGGACACGCCGUGGACCCCCGCAGUGCCAAGUUCAAAGAGAUGGUGGCUGAAAUAGAGAAAGAAGAGAAAAAGAAAAGGAAACUUCUGAAACGCAAGAAGAGAGAAGACGAUGCCGGCUUGUCUCCUGCAGCGGCUGAAUCCAGCCAAUAAU
Molecule: messenger RNA, 686 nt
Organism: Triplophysa rosa
Lineage: Eukaryota; Metazoa; Chordata; Actinopteri; Cypriniformes; Nemacheilidae
Gene: gadd45gip1
Product: growth arrest and DNA-damage-inducible, gamma interacting protein 1
Exons: 2
Coding region: 11-685 (224 amino acids)
Cellular component (GO): nucleus
Source: RefSeq, a predicted model, not a curated record